Messenger RNA from Neltuma alba, 2056 nucleotides. Its product is annotated as peptide-N4-(N-acetyl-beta-glucosaminyl)asparagine amidase A-like. The transcript has a single exon. Lineage: Eukaryota; Viridiplantae; Streptophyta; Magnoliopsida; Fabales; Fabaceae. The record is from RefSeq and is a predicted model, not a curated record. Bases 23 to 1888 code for a protein of 621 amino acids.
AGCAGAUUUAGAUCAUCCAUCCAUGGAUGUCUCCGUCUUCUCCUUCCUCUUCUUCUCCAUAUUCAUCAUCUUCCAGAAUCCCAUUUCUGCAUCGAAUCUUCACAAAUUCAAGCAACUCGGAUCCCAGCUUCCUCUCCAACCCACCACUUCUUCCAAUGACACCCCACCAACCAGGUACUUUGAGGUAACCAAACCCAUCAAACUUCCUCGCACAAAUCCUUGCUCUUAUCACAUUCUCCACCAUGACUUUGCCUCCACAUAUGGCCAACAGCCUGUGGUGGCAAAUUAUAUUCCUCCCUCGCAUUGCCCAUCUCACAAGUUCUCCAAAAUCGUCCUCGAAUGGAACGCAACUUGCAGUGGAAGACAAUUCGAUCGCAUUUUUGGAGUGUGGCUUGGUGGGGUUGAGAUUCUCCGGAGCUGCACGGCGGAGCCUAGGGCCACCGGCAUUGUUUGGACAGUUGAGAAGGAUAUUACAAGGUACCAUUCGGUACUAAUGAAGGAUAAUACUCUCGCUGUUUAUAUGGGUAAUAUAGUUGACAGUACUUAUACUGGGAUUUACCAUGUUGAUAUAUUCAUGCAUUUUUAUCCUCCUGAGGGGAAGAGGACUUUGAGUAGUCAUCGAACCAAGUCUGAGAAUUUAGCACCUGGGUAUGGCGGCCCUGCGGAUUUGAUUAUACCCAUUUCUCGAAAUUUUCCGAUAAAAGAUGGGCUGUGGUUUGAAAUUCAGAAUUCUACAGAUAAGAAGACGAAGGAAUUCACAGUUCCUCAGAAUGCUUACAGGGCUGUGUUGGAAGUCUAUGUUUCAUUUCAUGAGAAAGAUGAGUUUUGGUACUCUAAUCCCUCAAAUGAAUACAUUGCUGCAAACAACCUCACUGAUGUACCUGGAAAUGGACCAUUUAGGGAGAUUGUGGUUACUCUUGAUAAUAGAUACGUUGUUGGGGCAAUUUUUCCAUUUACUGUGAUAUAUACAGGAGGGUUCAACCCCCUCAUGUGGAGACCCAUAAGUGGCAUUGGUUCAUUUGAUCUUCCCACUUAUGACCUUGAAAUGACACCCUUAUUAGGGAAAAUACUAAAUGGGCAGACCCAUUCACUGGGUUUUAUUGUAGAUCAUGCCUUAAAUGUGUGGUAUAUUGAUGCAAAUUUACAUCUUUGGUUGGAUGGAAAGAGCAAGAAAACAGAAGGGAAGCUUUCAGACUAUAUCAGCAAGCCUCUGGUUGUAAAACCCUUAGUAUCAUCAGAUUCUGGUGGUUCAAAUGAACCUUUUUGGACUGGUGCAAGGACGUACGUUUCUACAGAAGGAUGGGUGAAAUCCUCCUAUGGUAAUAUCACAACGGGUUUUCUUCAAAACUCGUUUUACAUCAAUUCAAUGGCAAUAGAAAAUGCUGGGACAACGCAAAUUGUGACCCAAGUAAUCCUUUCCAAUGACUCUGUAUAUAUUAGGUUUCCAUCCUCUGGUCCUCCUCAUUUGAUCACUGAAACACACAGAAAUUUUUCCCUAUACUUUCACUCAGAUGAAAUGCGUGAAGAAAAUAAAACCAUAUCUGUUGUUAACAUAACGUUAGGAUUUGCUGAGAGAAAGUCUCUGAGUGCAGAAUCUGGAUUCUCUAACAGCUCUCUCAGAAAUGUGCAGAAUGGUCAGGGAAGUAUAGUUCUGGAGGAUCGUUUGGUUGCUGGCGGAUUUGGUACCACGCAACAAGAUUAUAACUACGGAAGCAAUGAGUUUUGCUAUUUUAGAAAUGUGAGCAGCUCAAAUUACACUAUUCUCUAUGACAAAGUUGGAGAUUCAUGCCAUAACAGAGGAGGGCAUCGUUCUAGUUUUCGUUUAACCAAGAAGUUACCUAUAAUGUUCAAGAGGCUUUUCUCUCCAAAUGAGAACAGAGGGGUUUAGAUUCUGAUCUUGGUUUCACAGUUACUUUGUACACGGGCUCUCCUUUGAAGCUCCAAUCUAUGAUGGGGGCAAUACUGUGGUAGAGUACUAAGAGAUCAGAUUUUAAUUUACUUAUUUUGUACUUGAAAAUCAUGCUGAAAUUUGAAAUGAUUCUUAUCUAAGAACUUA